This is a messenger RNA of Mytilus trossulus (common blue mussel), 1817 nucleotides long. RefSeq lists its product as uncharacterized. The transcript is spliced from 9 exons. Gene Ontology annotation, biological process: positive regulation of Notch signaling pathway. The record is from RefSeq and is a predicted model, not a curated record. Gene Ontology annotation, cellular component: nucleus. Bases 149 to 1795 code for a protein of 548 amino acids. NCBI's taxonomy places the organism in Eukaryota, Metazoa, Mollusca, Bivalvia, Mytilida, Mytilidae.
UAUACAAUAAUAUGAAAAACAAUUACGGACGACGUGUUUUUUGUAAACAAAGUGCACGUGUAAAAGUUGAAGGUGCAUGCAUGUUGUUUGUAGAUGAGCAAGAUCUGUUAGACUGUUAAAUCUUGUCUUAUAAUCUGAAUGUGCUACAAUGUCAGAAGUGCCACUACGUAGCAAGAUAAUGCCAGUUAUGAAAAGGACAGAGUUACCUCCUCCUACUUGUUAUAUAAAGACAUUGUUGAUUAAAAAAGUUGAAGAUGGAUUCAAUGCUAUGAAAGAGAUGUUGUCAGACAGUUUGACUAUAUUAGAGAAACAGGAAUCUCUAACAAUGGAGAGUUAUGUUUUGUCUAGAAUGGUAUAUAAAAUGAACAGUCAGUGGAGAAGGGAAAAAUCUAUGCAGGGAUUGAAAAGAAUUAAGACUUGUUUGAAUAGGUACAAAGACUUGAAACUUGUUGAAUAUGUUGCAGAACUCAAAGACCAUUUUGAUGGGUGUGAUUUGUACCUUGGAGAAGUAUAUCUACCAGCACAACAGAUGAUAGUUUAUUUAUUGAGACAGAUGAUGUGCUUGGCAAGACUGAUGACACAAAUGUGCAAUUACUGCAAGUACACAUAUGUAUAUAUUAGUCAGAAUAUAUCCAUUGGAAACUUUAUACCACAGAACAUGGUGUUCUUGUCAAUGGUCAGCAGAAUAUGGGCACUGGGAAAGUCAUUAGGUCUUCAUUCUGCAAGAUGGUAUGAAGGAAUUUACAAAUGCUUAGAUGUUUUUCCUCAAACACAGGUACAAACAGUAACAGCAGAUCUUCCUAGUACAUUAUCAUCAUUCCUGACUACAGAAGAAUUUCAAUCAGAUAGUCUUGAGGACAACAUAUCACCCAGUCCAGAGGACUUAUCUAUAGACCCUGAUGAGGACAUGGAUGCUCAACCAGAGGCCCAAUGGGAAGAAGAUACAUCUAAAAUAGACAUUGUUGAAACAAGCAAACCAGAAAAAUUAGUUAGUGAUAAAUUAUUGGAGAGGAGAAGCAUCUUGAACAAUGCCAUGGAACUGAGUGAUAGUGAAGAUCUUGGUGAUGUUGUUGUCAGACAAGCACCAAAGAGCCACACUUUACGUAGAGAUAGUCAAAACAAUCAGAUAGCAGAUGAUGAAAACGUGGAAGAUUUAGGAUUGCUUGUAUCUAGAAAAGAAUUAUUUAAUAAUUGUGAUAAUUUUGAUAAAAAGAAUUUGAAACAAGAAAUUGUAAACUGUAAAUCCUUCAAAAAAUUGAAAGAUAUAUUAAAACAAUUUGAUGAUUUUGAUAAGAAUGCUCCUCAUUUGAAAACUUGUGAAAAUAAGCUAAGAGAACUAAAGAAGGAACACUUACUUUUGAAAAGAAAUGGUUUUAAAGAUAAUCAGUUUAUUGAACAAGCCAAAGAGGAGUUGAUUAAGUUGAUAAAUUUAUCUAAGGAUGAUAAAAUUCUAGAGGAAACACGUAAUGAACCAUUAACUAAGAAAGACAUUGUUGAUAUCGCUGUUCAUGUCAGUGAAAAAUUAUCAAAUUCUGAAACAGUGAGGAAAUCAAACCACAGAGAUUUUAGUAUUGAGGAGAUAUUUAAGAAACCAUACAAAAACCUAUUGAAAUUAGUUGAAGAUCAGGGAAUUGAUACUUCAUCCAAAAAAAGACAAACAAAAGUUAAAAAGUGUUCUGUGAAUGUUAAAACCAUAAGAAAACAAUAUAUGGAAGAAUCGAAGAAGAAAAAGAAAAAACAAUAUGUCAAACUAGCGGAAGAGAAAGUAAUUGAAUUGCUAAAUUCUUUCUCCUAAUUAUUAAAGUUAUUUAAAUGCA